CCCACCGGAAACGACAUCAGCCUCCACUAACAACAGUCUCCAAACGUUUACAAGGUUUUGGACCAAAAAUCAAAACAACGCAGGCGGCCAAACGCAGAGGACCGUGAAGGAUGGCGAAUUACCGGGCGUUUCACACCCAACUCGCGACCAUCAUGGAGACGCUGACUCGCGCUGCCGUGGCGGAAAUCUGCGAGCUUGUGGACGACGGAUACGCGGUUUUACACAUCGAGAUCUCGCGCCACCAGAAGGAGAACGAGGAGCUUCGGCGAAAACUGCAGCUCAUUGAGUCGAUUGUCGCGGCGCGGGGGUACAGCGAGGAAAGCUCGGUAACGCGGGACAGCAGUGCCCGAGAAAAGCUGCUGGACCGGAAAACACCCGGAGGAGGAGAGUCAAGCAGCCGGGCCACAGCACUGGAGGUGCGCGAGUUUCGUGAGGAAGGAGACUUGAUCCAAAUGCAAAUCAAAGAGGAAGGCUUCGAGCAUCCGCCACUGGAAGAUGAGGACGAGGAUGAAGACGAAGGUGAAAGCGUCUCCGCAGCGACUCACGACUCUCCUAAGGCGGAUGUAGUUGAGUUGUCAGGGACAGGACUCGCACACGCUCUCGCACUCUCCGGACCAAGACACGCACUCUCACACACUCACGUUUGCAGACACUCACUCUGCGCUGACGAGUCUCAGCACUCCAGCAUUGAUCUGACUGUUUCUGAUAAUGCGUCCUUCUCCCUCGCUCAGACUGCUGCAUCAGACGCUCGCGCCGCUCACCUCCACCGAGUGUUUCAGGAGGACCUGUGCAUGAAGACGGACCUGGAUCCGGUUUCUGAUUGGGCCACACACUCAGUCCGUAACACUCUGGCACAUUUGCAGAACUCUCCACAGGGGGUUGGAGGCUCAGACUCCAUUGUGUCCCAUAAUUCUCCGUUGUUUGCUGCGCAGAGGCUGGUUGCGCUUGGGAACGUCUCUGGGCUGGGGCUCUACGGGCGACUAGGCGCUUUACGCGGAUGCGGGACCAGCAAGCGGCAUUUCAUCUGCUCAAUCUGCGGGAAGAGUUUCACCACGUCUCAGAGUUUGGACACACACAUGCGCAUACACACAGGUGAGCGGCCCUACCGAUGCGAGCAGUGCGGGAAACGCUUCACACAGUCCGGACACCUCACGGCGCACCAGACCGUCCACACCGGGGAACGACCGUACGAAUGUAGUCGCUGCGGGAAACGCUUCGCCGGGAAACAGUACCUGCGCAUUCACACUAAAAAACACCAUCCCGACCUGCACGCGCUCGCUCAACUACAGUCUCAAACACAGCAGGACACACUACCCUCAGGGAGUUUGUAGAUAUUUAUAGAUUCUAGAAAUGUCCUGAGAAGAGUUUCAAAUAAAGACCUUCAUAUUCCAGAGUGUCAUUUUGUAGCAGGACUUUUCCCAGGUCUUUAUUUUGAUAAAAUCAAGCAGUGAGAUGCAAUGAAACACACUGAAGACAGCAAGCGUGCAAUAGGAAGAUGAUGUGAGCACAUGAAGACACUGAUUGGUUAAACCUGAAAUGUGAUCCUGGACCACAGAAGCAGACUCGUGUUGCAUUUAGGCAUGGACCAGUAUAAGGGCGUACUCGCACUAUGUACAGUUGCCCUGAACCCGUCCAAAGCACGCCUGUCCCCCUCCCGUCUCCCCCGACGGCCCGCACUCACAUUACAUUUAUGCCUGGGCGCGCUUGCGUCAUCGAUGAUGCGCUGUUCAGUAAGCGCUCUCGCUCAGCACAGUGGAGAUUUCUUCAGUUAUAUCCUUUAAGUUGUUUGAAAUGCAGUGACACGCAGUCAAAUAUCUUGCCGAAUAGAUUAGCCACUUUUGAUGCUCAUAAAGUCCUCCUGCUGCAGGAAUUAUGAGGUUUGCUGAAGGUGCAGCUGUCGUGCAGUGAGAAGUUUGAGUCUUUAAUAAUCUACGACAGUUUCUGUUCAUUAAACAGUAAGAAUGAUAAAUAAAUCUAUAUGAAACAGUCCCCUAAAAGUCAAUUCUCAUCGUCGGCGCGUUUUACACUCACACUACAUGCGUACCGCGCCAAAGCCCAAGUGAACCGUGCUCUGGCACACCUCAUCCAAAUGGGCCAGGGACGGCCAAGUGAACCGUGCAUGAGCCCAAUUCAGAGCACUCACACUUCUCAAACGAAACGGGCCUGGGCACAGUUCGGAUAGCAUAGUGUGAGUACGCCCUAAAAUUGUGAUGGUAUCAUAACCUUGUAUAAAGUAUCACGGCUUUAUGGUAUCACGCUAUUGUGAUUACUGCUCUAAAAUUAGUUUUUUAAAACAACUUUUUUUCCCACACAAUAUAUUUUAUUUUAAGAAACUAAACUAAAAAUGUUUUGGUGCAGUAAACACGUCAGGCUGAAUUAUUCAAAUAAAUCCUCUUCAUUGGUUUCAAAAACAAAAAAAGUUUUCUUGACACCUUGACAAAGCCGCUGCACUGUUGUUCAGCUCUAGCGCAGGCCUGGAUGUUGGUGCAUAAGCGAUUAGUUUUUUUCAGAUGUUUUCUGAAUCAUGGGCUGACCAGUAGAUUUUGAUGUGAAGGAUCCUUUUCUGCUGGAGAUAUUGUUGCCCUUAAGACUAAAGCUGCACCAAUAAUAUCCAGCUGCAGACCCACACACGUUUCAGCACAAAUAUGGCGAUUGAGACGGGCGAAUAGGUUUUGUUGCCGAUCGGCAUUCAAUAUAAUAGACCGUCAGAUAAAUAAUAACUGAUAGAAAACUGCUCAGAGUCAAUAGCAGAUUUGCUGAAACAUUGUUAAACGAUCUAAACUGGACCGAUUUCAUUUAUAUUAUGGAUUAAUUAGAAUAAAGUAAAUAAUAGCAAGUUAUUAUGUAUAAGCUGUAAUACAUCUUCAUAUGUAAUACAAAUCAUUAUCAUUUAAAAAAUGUAUAACACAGUAUUUAUAUUUAACUCCAGCGAUUGAAUACUAUUUAUUUGCUUAAAUAAUAGUCAUAAGUGUUUUAACUAAUUAUUUUAAUAUACAUAAUACGAGUACCAAAGGUGCAGAGAUGUUAAAAUGAGCAUUACGGUAAAAUAAUGAAACAAUGACUGAAAUGGGAAACCCUAAACUGUUGAGAAGGGUCUGGCUGCAGACACGAUGCAAUCUCAAACAGGUGCAAUCUCAGCUGGACAUGCGCAUUUAGUGAUGCAAUCUCAGCCGGACAUGCGCAAUCUGUUGAAACUGUUCAGUCACGGAUGGUCUCGAUCGCCAUCUUUGUGAAAUGCAGUAGGUGGCGAUACUGCUCCUGAGUUAGUCGUUGUUAAACAAGAAAAAAAAUAGAGGACUGAUCUGUCAUUAACCUUAUAUAGUUCCCCCCUGCCUAGAUCAUGUCCUGGACUGUGUGUGGGUCUGCGGAGUUGCACUAGUGUAUAUUUUUGGCAUAAGCGAGAAUUGUUGCUUUUUCUUUUAUACCAUUAAAAAUGAUCCAUGAAGGUAUUUCGUAAAGUUCCUACUGUAAAUGUCAGCUAAAUUUGAUUUGAUUAUUAAUGUGCAUUGCUCAGCAGUUCAUUAAUACAUCUUUAACGAAUUUAAUCUUCAUUUAUUGUAUUUAGAUUUUUCCCUCCUCGGAUUCUUGAUUUCUAGAUAUCGUCCUGUCCUCAUAAGUCACACAUCAACAGAAAGUUAUUUACAACAUCUCAGUUUCCAAAUAUUGACACGGGUGUUUUUGUGGUCCAGGAUUACAAACGGAGUAGCAGAUGAAGGCUACAUGAAAUGUACAGGCUAUGUUGUUUUGAGAGUUUGCUAUAAUCUAAAUUAGAUAUAGAUUAUACAUAUAUAUUUGCAACUAGUCACAGCAGAAGCACUAACUGGAUUUGUCUGUGUUGUAUUUAAUAGAAAUAAACAGUUAUUUGAGGAAUUUUGUGGCUUAAAGUUGUUGUUUUUUUG
Molecule: messenger RNA, 3899 nt
Organism: Danio aesculapii
Lineage: Eukaryota; Metazoa; Chordata; Actinopteri; Cypriniformes; Danionidae
Product: zinc finger and SCAN domain-containing protein 12
Biological process (GO): regulation of transcription by RNA polymerase II
Cellular component (GO): nucleus
Molecular function (GO): DNA-binding transcription factor activity, RNA polymerase II-specific; RNA polymerase II cis-regulatory region sequence-specific DNA binding
Source: RefSeq, a predicted model, not a curated record